Sphenostylis stenocarpa is the source of this 795-nucleotide messenger RNA. The record is from the annotation of a GenBank genome assembly. NCBI's taxonomy places the organism in Eukaryota, Viridiplantae, Streptophyta, Magnoliopsida, Fabales, Fabaceae.
AUGGAUCGCCAAACAGCGGAGAAACUCAUUAUCGUAAACCGCCACCCAAACGGCGUCGCACUGGUCACGAUUAAUCGUCCCGGUUCUCUUAACUCGCUCACCCGGCCUAUGAUGGUGGACCUGGCCCAGGCUUUCAAGGCACUGGACCGGGACGACUCGGUUCGGGUUAUCAUAUUGACCGGAUCGGGUCGGUCAUUCUGUUCGGGCGUGGAUCUCACGGCAGCGGAGGACGUCUUCAAGGGCGAUGUGAAGGAUCCGGAGAGCGACCCGGUGGUGCAAAUGGAGCUCUGCCGGAAACCGAUAAUCGGAGCCAUAAGAGGAUUCGCCGUCACCGCCGGGUUCGAAAUUGCCCUCGCCUGUGACAUCUUGGUCGCUGCCAAGGGAUCUAAGUUCAUGGACACACACGCUAGGUUUGGGAUAUUUCCGUCGUGGGGUUUGUCUCAGAAGCUUUCGCGCAUCAUUGGGGUCAACAAAGCGCGCGAGGUAUCUCUCGCGGCCUCCCCUUUGACCGCUGAGGUGGCUGAAAAGUUGGGUUUCGUGAACCAUGUUGUUGAAGAGGGUGAGUUGUUGAAGAAAAGCAGGGAAAUUGCGGAUGCUAUUGUGAAAAACAACCAAGACUUGGUGUUGAGGUACAAGGCGGUCAUCAAUGAUGGCAUCAAACUUGAUCUUGGCACCGCUCUUUCCCUUGAAAAGGAGAGGGCUCAUGAUUAUUAUAACGGAAUGACGAAGGAGCAAUUCAGAAAGAUGCAGGAAUUCAUAGCUGGUCGAAGUUCCAAGAAACAGUCCAAAUUGUAG